CUUGGCUUCGUCCGACUCUGCCUGAUGCUCUCCAGACGCGCUCUUUCGCUAGCUUUUCGCAGCAGGACUGCUCUACGGACCUUCUCGCUUUCUUCGGUCUCUCGCGAUGCUGGGCUUGUGUCUCCCCAGGUCAACUAUGAGGAGAAAUACGCGGAGAAACUGCGACGGAGAGCUCAAGAACGGGGAAAGAGCGUGGAACAACUGCGCGCAGAGCUGAAGGAGCAAGAACGGCAGCGUCGGUUGCAGAAAGCAAAGGAGGAGAGCAGUAGGACCUCAGGAACGUCGGAGAGUCCUCUUCCAGCCAAGUCUUCACCUGACGCGUCGUCGGCCACACUCCCUCCCUCUGUCAGCGCUGCUCGCAAGGAUAGCUCCCCUGUCAAGGCACUCUCCAGCAUAUUCAACAUAGAGAAGAUCCUGCAGGCACCCCAUACGCCUGAGCAGAUAUCUGUACUAUGGCGUGCCUACCACGCUUCUCGCUCCGGAGGUACAGGUCGGGGCUAUCUGUGCGCCGCGCUCCCCGUCGAGACAUACGAGAAAAUGUUGGAGGUUGCUACGAAGCACCCGAGAUUCGUGAUUCCAGUGCCCCGGGCAAACGCGCAACUCGAAGAGGGAUCCACACAGCCGGCGUAUGAGUUCUACCUAAUGGAGUGGGGCUUCCAUGGCUCUCCGCAGGAGCCCUCUACCAGCGCGGACAUCUUUGCGCGUCCCAAACCCUCUUCAAAUCCGCAAACUUCCACCAUCCUCUUCACGCCGCUCCAAGAAUACAAGCAGCGGACGUCAUUCGCCACUCCCUACCUCGUGGUCACACAUUACACCGAUCUCGCGAAGACGCACGGACUAGUGCUGCUCCGUGGAGAAAUCACGCCGUCGACGGCGUCGUCGCCCAACGUGGGAGCUGGGGAGGACAACGGACGCUACAUGCUGAGCCAGCAGGAUGCGCAACUCCUCGCUGUGCACGUGCAGAGAUUUUACCUCUGGAGCGAAGGAUCAGAAGCACGCGCUGCGCUUUUGAAAGCGUUUCACGAAACUCCCGCUGAGUUCAAAUGGGAAGAGCUCCUGAAACAUACGGACUUCGCGGCAUGACCGGGUCUGCAAUCGGACUCGCGUCAACUCCGAUUACCCUCGCGAAUGGGGAACGGACGCUCAACCGGCGGUACGACUCUACAGAGUCCGCAGUCACAUAGAUAGAACGGUUGGUCGUCUAGAUAUCCAUCGAAAAGCUGUCAUUGGCCUCAUGCACUCCGCUCGCUCC
Trametes versicolor FP-101664 SS1 is the source of this 1252-nucleotide messenger RNA. Its product is annotated as ATP11-domain-containing protein. Gene Ontology annotation, cellular component: mitochondrion. The coding region runs from base 25 to 1083 and encodes 352 amino acids. The transcript is spliced from 4 exons. Lineage: Eukaryota; Fungi; Basidiomycota; Agaricomycetes; Polyporales; Polyporaceae. The record is from RefSeq and is a predicted model, not a curated record. Gene Ontology annotation, biological process: mitochondrial proton-transporting ATP synthase complex assembly.